UUUGACAGAUAAAAUCAGAAAGGUCGUCAACUUCCAUUGAACUACUUAAUUAUAAUAUUAACAAAGCAAAAUUGAAUCAAAUAACAACCUUUUUGAUCAUAAAAUUAAAGUCUUUGAAGUUGUUGAUUUGUCAAAGAUUUAUGUAAAAAUGAUAUUCUGUUAGUUACCAUCAUUGUAGGGAGUGUUAAAUAUAUUUUUUUGAAGUACUGCGAUGGCUGAUGAUGAAGAGGGUGUUUUUGGAGGUUUGUAUGAAGACGGCCAUUGGGAAUGGAAUGAAAAUACAAAUACCUUACAUUUUAUAAGCGAUUUACCUCCACAACCAGUGGAAACUAUUCAGAUAUCAACAAAAGCGCCCACUGGAGCCAUAGAGUUUCGAGACGAUGUAGAUUUAAUUGAACAGAUACGGUUUCGCAGGCGUUACCAAAGGAAGUUGCAACCCGGUCAGGCAGACGUUAUAACUCUUCAGGAUGUAAAGGAUAUUGCAAUAUUUACUGCACCUGUCGGUAUAUUAAGUCCAGUAUUGAUUAAUAUGCUUCAUCUUCCCACGACAGAAAGGUUUUUGAGAGCACUGAUUCUAUGUUGCCAGUACUAUUUACAGAUUGCAGAUGAAAUGGCAAAUCGUAUAAUAGAAUUGGAAGCAAAAGUUCGAACGCCGGAUUGUGAGAUAAUCGAAAACGAAUACCGCGAUAACUUAGCCGAUCUGCGAUUGUUAGUCGCCAAAGAAUAUUGCACAAUAUUAAUAGGCGGAGGUGAGACUAGAAAGUUCCAUCACAUGGGCCCACAGAAAAAACGUCGAUCACUAUCAGAUAAAGACGCUCGUUUAUUCGAAACACUGUUGCGAAUGUGCGUCCAAGUUGUUUGGCUGGCUUUGGGAAGGAAAUCCUUUAAUCAGAUUGAAUUGGAAGUGAAUCGAGUCUUCAAAUCUGAUAUAUUCAAUACAGUUGAGCACACUCUGAAAACCGGCUAUGUCGGUAAAAUGACAAAGGAAGAGCGUUCAGUUUUAUUUGGAAACUGCAUUCGUUACGAUAAAAAGUUGAACACAAAAUCGCCAUUGACCAACGAAGUGUUUUGUUCUAGAGAUGUCGAUUAUCGUGUUAUGGGUCUUGGAGUCAUUAAAUGCCCUCACCUAACUUCUCGUUUGCAAUAUUUACUUUUGACAAUAGCCGGUCCUGAGGAGAAUUUUACUGAAUCCGGUAUAGUUCUCGGUAUUAUUGGUUUGCCACGUUCUGCUUUCGACACGAUGCUUAGACCCCUACCGACUGCUACGGAAGGAAAAUCUAAAGCUUCAAUGUCUUCGACAAGCAACCGGAGCUCUAAAAGUGCAGCGUCUAUGAGGAAAAGCUCUCAUGUCGUCCAAAAAUUAUAUCCUGACAUAACACUACCACGAAAGGAAUCCAAGGAUGUACGCUUUCCGCCGUCGUUUCCCGAUGAGCCAGAGAAAAUCCGUCAAUGUAACGAAAUGCAGCGACGGCGGUGGCUAAAUAGGCUUAGUAAACUGAUGAAUCUGCGCUAGAUAGAAGUUUGUUAAAAUCUACCUUAAAUAUCUGAAGCGUUCUCCGUCUGUACAUAUCGGAUCGAACACAGAUAGAUUGUAAUUAAAUAAUGAACACGUAAUACUUUAAAAUGUGUAUUUUUAUAUGUAGGUAUUUUUUUGGACCAUUACCGUAUCGUUAUGGUCCUAAAGGUUUUGUUGGUUACAAUUAACUUUACAUUUUUUGUUACUAUUUUUAUUUUGUAUUUAAUAUGUAUUUGAAUAAAUAUUACUUUAAUACGU
Messenger RNA from Bombyx mori (domestic silkworm), 1774 nucleotides. RefSeq names its product protein phosphatase 1 regulatory subunit 36. Gene Ontology annotation, biological process: negative regulation of phosphatase activity. Lineage: Eukaryota; Metazoa; Arthropoda; Insecta; Lepidoptera; Bombycidae. Gene Ontology annotation, molecular function: phosphatase binding. The transcript has 10 exons. The coding region runs from base 212 to 1513 and encodes 433 amino acids. The record is from RefSeq and is a predicted model, not a curated record.